Mercenaria mercenaria is the source of this 5093-nucleotide messenger RNA. RefSeq names its product alpha-(1,3)-fucosyltransferase fut-6-like. Lineage: Eukaryota; Metazoa; Mollusca; Bivalvia; Venerida; Veneridae. Gene Ontology annotation, cellular component: membrane. Bases 411 to 1592 code for a protein of 393 amino acids. Gene Ontology annotation, molecular function: alpha-(1->3)-fucosyltransferase activity. The record is from RefSeq and is a predicted model, not a curated record. The transcript is spliced from 4 exons.
AGCCGGUCUCACGGUGACGUCAUUACCGCGUUCCCGUUUCUUUCUGCUUAUUAAUGACAUUUUUUCCAUUUUCUGGCCGAUGCUUGAUCUUUUAAAUGCAAAUAAUAUUUUUUUCAAACAACUGGAAAUCAUUCUUUCAUUCUUGUUGAGUGAUGAAUAAUUUUUAGCAAUUGAAUGAAGUUCUGUAUUCACUCCGGAAAGAAGUACUUCCUGUGAGCACCAAUCCGCUAGGGUGCGCUUUUUUAAAACUUCCGACGAAACUUUUCAAAUCCAUCACUAAGUGUGAAAGUAUACUUGCGUUACCGUAAAGCUCGAUUCUCGAGCAGGCCCUUCGGGCCUGCUCUUCGAGCUCGCUAUAAAAUAAACGACGGCCUAAAGGAAUUGUGGACAAUCUUGCUAAGGAAAACAACAUGCCAACAAGGAAGAGUGCUUUUGCUUUAAUAUGCUGUGUAACUUCCGUUUUGAUGAUCAUGAUUAAUGUGGUUAUCGUGAAUAUAGAACCGUCAGUAAAUAUGCAUGUCACAUAUGAUAAAAGAAAUUUUUCACAGCAUAUUGUUAAGCAUAACACAAACUUCUGGAGAAAAAAAGACCUAAGGAAGAUUGUUGUCUGGACAACGUUCUUUGAUUCUUGGGACUGGGUAAAAGGUAUACAGAUUGAAACAGAAAAUUGUCCGAUGCAAUGCGAAGUCACAAAAGAGAAAUCUGAAGUGGAUUCUGCUGAUGCAGUGCUGUUUCAUGUAAGUGACAUGUGGAAGUAUCGCGGCUUCGCUGGAACAAUUUAUAAUCGCGUUAAACCAAUGCCACACACCCGAACACACGAACAGGUUUGGGUUCUGCUAAGCUGGGAACCAAUUACUAAAUUCUAUGGCAAAAUGGAGCAUACUUUUAAUUGGACGAUAACAUAUAGGAGAGAUUCUACCAUAAGAAGCGUAUAUACAGCAUGGGUAAGAAACAAAACUUCCGAUUUAAAAAGCAGUUCAACUAGUGAUAUGACAGAGAAUAUUUUUCAAACCAAAACAAAGUUUAUAGCAACUGCAAUAAGCAACUGCUUUGAUAGAGCAAAGAGGUAUGAAAUAAUACGAGAACUGGAAAAAUAUGUAAAAAUAGAUAAAUUUGGGCGGUGUUAUGGUGAGCGCUUUCCAAAUUUGGAUUUUCUGGGAGAUUACAAGUUCUAUAUAGCAAUAGAAAAUACUUUAUGUCGUGACUACAUAACGGAAAAAUAUUGGAAUACAUUAAACCGGAAACAGAUUCCAGUAAUAGCGACAACGAAAUACAAUACUGAACUUCUCCCACCCGGCUCAUUCAUAAAUGUCUUUGAUUUUGACAGCAUAGAAUCGCUUGCAGACGAACUGAUAAAAAUUGAAAAUAAUGAAACACUUUAUAAUAGUUUUUUUGAGUGGAGAAAGGAAUAUACACGAAACAGCGAGGGGAUAAUGUGCAAGUUAUGCAAAGAGCUACACGCAAAUAAGUCUGCACAAAGUUACGUUGAUAUGGAAGAAUGGGUUCGUGAUGAUAUAUGUUCCAAAAGCACGACAUGGUCUUUGAUAAAUGAGGCCUUUCAACGUCUACUAUUCAACUUGGGAAUGACCUAGUGCGGUAUUGACGUGAUAAACUAUUGUAUCAUUCAGUGACACGAUUCAUACAAUCUGUAUACAAAAGAUAGAGAAGACAGUUACACGGCGAAGUGAGGUACAAGAACGAAAUAUGGAAGACAUGAUAGAUGGGUAUUGGAAUAGGCUUUACUUGUAACGAUGUGGAAAGAUACCAUUGGCGUGAAGCAGAUAGGAAGAAAUUGUUGGGAAGUUAUUAGUUUUGGCACAUAACAUUGUAUCAUUUAAAGCCAAGAUAUUGUUUUACAGCAAGCACAAACAUACAGUGAAUCUGUUAAAGACGACAUGAAAGACUUAAGAGAACUUCAGAGGAAGUUAAGAGUUAUAAAUUAAGGAAGAGAACAUUUCAUAUCCCAUACAGCUUGGCAAUAAUAUUUACAAUAAACACGGCAAAAAAAGCGAGUACUGAUUAGAAGUUUUCAAUUUCAAGAAAGUAAAGAGGACAAGGAAAUACUUAUGAUGAAACUGUCUUACAAAGUUUAGAAACAGUACAUUGUUUAACAACUUGGCAAUUAGUGUACCAUCAAACAUAGAAAUAAGUAUGGAUAUUGACAAAAACUAUAAUAGCAAGAAUUUCAAGUAGACAAGUUAGAAAUCUGGGCUGGUAUUCAUAAAGCUCCUAAGGGAUAAUUUUCCUUAAGGGACUAACUAAGAGAAAAGUUCCAAAGCAUUUUAUGGACAAUUGUCGAGAUAGUUGUAAUGUCUAACAAUAUUGUCACAUACAGUGUGGCAUAGUAAUGAAGAUUAUCAAUAAAUUUUAUAAAGUCUACACUUUUCUUUUGUGCUAUGUUGUUCAUGAAAUUUUAAAAGUUAAGGAUUUUCUCCUUAAGGAAUAAAGGAAUAGUACAGCAUUAGAUUAGAAAUAAAACAGGGACAUGGGACAUGAACAUUUGCUUUCUACAAAAAUGAUUUAAUGAUAUCGAAUGUGAAACAAGAAAUCGUUUUAAAAUUGUUUUUCGUUCAGGUGAAACCAGUUUUAAGGGACAUUAAUUCGAAUUUAUAAAUUAACAUGUUUUAAUUUAAUACUCUCUGUUAAAUUCUGUUUUAUUUUACCAAAGAAGAUAAUGUAGCAAAAUUACUCCCUUUCUGUAUUUAUACACAUAUAGUGUGUUGAAUAAUGAUGAAUGACCUUCUACUACCUUUGUAAGAUACGUUUUCAAUUUUCAUUUACUUGGAAAUUAACCGAAGACGUCAAAAUACAAAGUCAGUGUAAGACACACAGUUAUUUUAAUAUUUAAUGUUAAAAUGUGUGUUUUAACUUUUGAGAGCUAGAUUCAUUUUUAUUUUCAUAAUAUUUUGACAACAAGUAUUUAACACUCAACAUGACAAAAGGGGAAAGUGUUAUAAUGCGUAAAUCUAACAGUAAGACAGAAAUAAACAAGGAACAUAAAAGGCACCACCUAUGCAUUACUGGUUCCAAAAAGUAGUAGAUACUUUUAAGUAUCAGUUUAAAGCAUACAAUAGUUAUAUGCUUGAAAUCUUUCUUAGAGUUAUUCAAAAUGCGUGUUCGUCACAUCGAUGUUCAAGUCAACAUUCUCGAAAGUAAAAAUAAAAAACGCUUGGGAUUGUAAAAGGGGACUUCAAAAGCUAUUUGUAUCAGUUUUCAGAGGGAUUUUAUGUGUGUAACUUAAAAUAUUUAUUAUUAGAAAGAUUAAGACGUAUGUAUAUUUUGAAGUUUUAUAUACAUCGACAACCUCGAUACAGUGAUCAGUUUUCUAUAGUGGUCACUUUGAUAGUCGCUAUAAACACGUAAAGACUGUUAGAUUAUUGUUUGCGAACUUCAAACAGGUACUAUGUAUUAUAGAUACGUAUUUAGUUAACUGUAUCAAAAUUCACAAUCUGAAAGAUAUCAUUAAAGAAAGUCAUUUUGGCCAAAAGCAGUGAUCUUGGGGAAAAUGGAAACAACCUCGUUUAAACAUUAUUGAAGGCUUAGGUUACCACGUGCUAUCCAUAUCAUGCAAACUAUGUACGUUUUACCUUUAGACAUGGAAACAGCAUACAUCAUUCCUGCAUAUGUGUUUGAGUCAGAUUCAUAAUUGGUCCAUGAUCAGAAAUUUGAAAAAGGGAAUAUGUAAAGAUAAGAUUAAGAAAUAUAUUGGGAAAAGUGUUACAUUUUGGUAAUGAAAUUUAUAAACAAACAGACGAGUUUGUUUUUAAAAGUUAAACCUACAUAAGUUUACAAGGUAAACUAUUUUGAUAAUGCUACUGAUGUUUUGAUGAAACUACUGAUUGGAAAAAAAAGUCUCUGCUGUCUACAUAAAUGCGUCAAGAAAUGCAAGAAAGGUCAAGAAAUAUGAUAAUAUCAAAGAAAACAGUUUGAGAACUGCCAGAUACAUGACUGUGUUAACCUGCAUUGUAGGUAACUUAGAUAGAAACUCUUCCAUUGCACUGAUAUAACAUAAGGUAGCAGGGUACACUUAGAUUCGAAAAUUUUGGGCACGGACAGUCUUACAUGUAGCGAGUCGCAAUAUUGUACUUCUCUUAUGAGCAGAAUCAGGAUGGCCAUUUUAUAAAUUGCGUGCACAUUUUGUGCUUUCAAUUAAUGGCAAGAUCAGGAUUCUCAUACAAAAAUUAAGAAAGUUGUCGAAACGAAAGUUUUACACCAUCCAUGAAAAAUAGCAUGCCAAAAUCAUCAGUUUUGCACUUUUUGAACAGCCUGCAAUGAUCCCGCUGCAAGAACAAUGCCCAAUUUUAUUGCAUUUCUCAAUUUAAUAGUCCUUAUGAACUUCAGGAUAUAAACGGAAUGGGGUCCCAUCCAGCUCGUUUUUUCACAAAAUAGCGAAAAUAUUCCUGAGUAUCAAUCAACAAGCACAAAACCCUUCCGUGAUUUGAAUUUUUCCGCGAAAAGGUGUCUCAUUGAUUCAUACAAAGCUACCAGCAGUUAGUUUUACAACUGACAUCAGAAUGAAUUUUACAUGUGCUUUUCUAAAGAAUUAACAAUCAUUAUCUCUCACCUUAAUUUACAGACAUACAAAAUCACGAAGUUCUAAUUAUAAUAAAUAUUGACGGGGGCCAAAAUUCGAAGUGUACCCUGCUACCUAAACACAAUUAAGAUUGAUAAGCGAUGUUCACUUAACAAUUUACAUUCUGUGAACUUGUUUUUUCCUUGAGUAAAGAUGGUUCAGGGUAAGUCUCUAUACAUGUUAUUUAAGGCUUUAUAUAUUUAAUAAAUGUAUACUAUUACCCACACAAUACAAUUAUCCAUUAUGAUUUUAAGAAUCUAGCUUAGGAACUUUACUUUACAGUUUAUUCUAACACGAUCCGCAGCAGCUGCUAUAUAAACAUAUAGCGAAUUCGCCUAUACAUGAAUCUACGAUAAAAUAUAGCUCUUCCAUUCCGCCCUACGAUUGUAACAUGACUGUGAGAUUCUACUCUGCUUCCAUUAUAUACAGUAUAAUACCGACUAAAUAUUCGAUUUUUCAGUGCUAGUAGUAAUAAAAAGUACAUCAAAUUUUCUGAAACAAACAAUUUCUAACUGAUGAA